CGGCGGCGGCGGCCCUGAGCAGCCGUGCUGUCUGCGAGCAGAGCGGAUCUGCACGGAGGGCGCGAGCGGAGCGGGGAGCGGACCGCGCACUGUCCUAGAGCUCCCCUCGGCACACAGGGGCGCGGGUACUGACCGCGGGGCCCUCGGGCCGGCCCGGGCUCGGGGCUCCGGGCUCGGGACCAUGGCGCUGCGCGCCCGGGCACUCUACGAUUUCAGGUCCGAGAACCCCGGGGAGAUUUCGCUGCGGGAGCACGAGGUGUUGAGCCUGUGCAGCGAGCAGGACAUCGAGGGCUGGCUCGAAGGGAUCAACAGCCGCGGCGAUCGCGGCCUCUUCCCGGCCUCGUACGUGCAGGUGAUCCGAGCACCCGAGCCCGGCCCUCCUGCCGACGGCGGCCCCGGAGUCCCGGCCCGCUACGCCAACGUGCCGCCCGGUGGCUUUGAACCUCUGCCCGCCGCACCACCCGCCGCCUUCCAGCCGCUGCUGCAGUCGCAGGCGCCGCCGGGGUCCUUCCAGCCGUCGGGCGCCGGGUUCCCGUACGGCGGGGGCGCCCUGCAGCCGUCGCCGCAGCAGCUGUACGGCGGCUACCAGGCCAGCCAGGGCAGCGACGAUGACUGGGACGACGAGUGGGACGAUAGCUCCACGGUGGCCGACGAGCCGGGCGCGCUGGGCAGCGGUGCCUACCCCGAUCUCGACGGCUCGUCCUCGGCUGGCGGCGGCGCGGCUGGUCGCUACCGCCUGUCCACACGCUCCGAUCUGUCGCUGGGCUCCCGCGGCGGCCCGGCGCCUCCGCAGCAUCAAGCGUCUGGAGCCAAGAGCUCGGCCACGGUGAGCCGCAACCUCAAUCGCUUCUCCACCUUCGUCAAGUCGGGCGGGGAGGCCUUCGUGCUGGGCGAGGCAUCGGGCUUCGUGAAGGAUGGGGACAAGCUGUGCGUGGUGCUGGGACCCUAUGGCCCCGAGUGGCAGGAGAACCCGUACCCUUUUCAGUGCACCAUCGACGAUCCCACCAAGCAGACCAAGUUCAAGGGCAUGAAGAGCUACAUCUCUUACAAGCUGGUGCCCACGCACACCCAGGUGCCAGUGCACAGGCGCUAUAAGCACUUCGACUGGCUGUAUGCGCGCCUGGCCGAGAAGUUCCCGGUCAUCUCGGUGCCCCACCUGCCUGAGAAGCAGGCCACCGGGCGCUUCGAGGAGGACUUCAUCUCCAAGCGCAGGAAGGGCCUGAUCUGGUGGAUGAAUCACAUGGCCAGCCACCCGGUGCUGGCACAGUGCGACGUCUUCCAGCAUUUCCUGACCUGCCCCAGCAGCACGGACGAGAAGGCCUGGAAACAGGGUAAGCGAAAGGCUGAGAAGGAUGAGAUGGUGGGCGCCAACUUCUUCCUCACUCUGAGCACACCCCCUGCCGCCGCCCUGGACCUCCAGGAGGUGGAGAGCAAGAUCGAUGGCUUCAAGUGCUUCACCAAGAAGAUGGACGACAGCGCCUUGCAGCUCAACCACACUGCCAAUGAGUUUGCGCGCAAGCAGGUGACUGGCUUCAAGAAGGAGUAUCAGAAGGUGGGCCAGUCCUUCCGAGGCCUCAGCCAAGCCUUUGAGCUGGACCAGCAGGCCUUCUCGGUGGGUCUGAACCAGGCCAUCGCCUUCACCGGGGAUGCCUACGACGCCAUCGGCGAACUCUUCGCUGAGCAGCCCAGGCAGGACCUGGACCCAGUCAUGGACCUGUUAGCACUGUAUCAGGGGCACCUGGCCAACUUCCCAGACAUCAUCCAUGUUCAGAAAGGAGCUCUUACCAAAGUAAAGGAGAGUAGGCGACACGUAGAAGAAGGGAAGAUGGAGGUCCAGAAGGCUGAUGGCAUUCAAGACCGCUGUAACACCAUUUCUUUCGCCACAUUGGCCGAGAUCCAUCACUUCCAUCAAAUUCGAGUGAGAGACUUUAAAUCACAGAUGCAGCAUUUUUUACAACAACAAAUAAUAUUUUUCCAAAAAGUGACCCAGAAGUUGGAAGAAGCUCUUCACAAAUACGACAGCGUCUAAUGGCCGGACAUGGGACUGUGCACUUGUUUUCAGUCCAAGGAUAGUUCCUACAGCAGAGUAAAAACUGCUUUCAAAGAGCUAUUGCCAACUAUAGGUGGUGGUACAAGGAUGGUUUUGUGUUCAACCGAAACCCGGCUGGAUAUCUAAUUAUGUAGGAAAGAAACAGUUAAUAUGGUUAUGUAGCAGAAACAGUACCACACUUUGUAACUAAAUUAUACUAUGUAUGCCUACACUACCAUUGUAACUUUUGGAUAAUGAUUAUACUAUUUGCCUUAUUGCUUUUUGAAGUAUGGGUAUAUUAGUGUAUACUUUGUAGACCUCAGAACCCAUGAAGAGUCUCAAAGAAGCUGGCUGGAUAAAA
Molecule: messenger RNA, 2390 nt
Organism: Arvicola amphibius (Eurasian water vole)
Lineage: Eukaryota; Metazoa; Chordata; Mammalia; Rodentia; Cricetidae
Gene: Snx18
Product: sorting nexin 18
Exons: 2
Coding region: 182-2029 (615 amino acids)
Biological process (GO): protein transport; cleavage furrow formation; mitotic cell cycle
Cellular component (GO): cytoplasmic vesicle; plasma membrane
Molecular function (GO): phosphatidylinositol binding; protein binding
Source: RefSeq, a predicted model, not a curated record